Musa acuminata AAA Group (dessert banana) is the source of this 345-nucleotide messenger RNA. RefSeq names its product transcription factor SRM1-like. The record is from RefSeq and is a predicted model, not a curated record. The coding region runs from base 1 to 345 and encodes 114 amino acids. The transcript has a single exon. Lineage: Eukaryota; Viridiplantae; Streptophyta; Magnoliopsida; Zingiberales; Musaceae.
AUGAACAAAGAUCGGAGAAGAACAAGCAUCCAUGACAUAACCACUGUGACCAACGGAGACACACCGACUCCUCAAGGGCCAAUCACUGGUCAAAUAAAUGCAUCUGUGGCAACUGCAGGGAAGUCUGCCAAACAUUCUCUUCAAUCAGCUGCCGACCCAGCUGGAGUUGGUAUCUUUGGAACUACCAUCGGGCAGCCGGUGGUUGGUGGUCCUCUUAUGCCUGCAGUAGGCACUCCGGUAAAUCUUCCUGUUCCUGCUGGAUCCCAUAUCGGCUAUCCGGUGCGAACCCCAGCGAGCAUCUCAUCGACUACCUAUCAGAUGCCUCCCACAUCAUCUGGUAGCUGA